Molecule: messenger RNA, 2136 nt
Organism: Ylistrum balloti
Lineage: Eukaryota; Metazoa; Mollusca; Bivalvia; Pectinida; Pectinidae
Product: pre-mRNA-splicing factor ISY1 homolog
Exons: 11
Coding region: 38-886 (282 amino acids)
Biological process (GO): mRNA 3'-splice site recognition; generation of catalytic spliceosome for second transesterification step
Cellular component (GO): post-mRNA release spliceosomal complex; post-spliceosomal complex; catalytic step 2 spliceosome
Source: RefSeq, a predicted model, not a curated record
ACAAUCUGGUUGAAAUCGUCUUUAACUUAAAAAGACCAUGGCCCGUAAUAGUGAAAAGGCUAUGACAACAUUAGCCAGAUGGCGGGCAGCUCAUCUUGGUGAUAAUAAGGAACAGGAAAGACGGCCAUAUAUAGCCUCAGAGUGUACUGAUUUAAGGAAAGCAGAAAAAUUUAGAAGACAAAUAAUAGGAGAAAUUUCAAGAAAAGUCGCACAAAUUCAAAAUGCUGGUCUUGGUGAGUUUCGACUGCGAGAUUUAAAUGAUGAAAUUAACAAGUUGCUACGAGAGAAGGGUCAUUGGGAGGACCACAUCAAGGAGCUUGAUGGACCUGACUACAGGAAAAUUGGGCCAAAGAUGUUGGAUCAGGAAGGAAAAGAAGUACCAGGGAAUAGAGGAUACAAAUAUUUUGGAGCAGCGAAGGAUCUUCCUGGUGUCAAGGAAUUGUUUGAACAAGAGCCGCCUCCCAUGUUGCGGAAAACACGUGCAGAAAUGAUGAAGGACAUUGAUGCUGAUUACUAUGGCUACAGAGACGAAGAUGAUGGUAUUAUUGUACCUAUAGAAGUGGAUAUUGAAAAAGAAGCCAUUGCCACAGCAGUGAGGGAGUGGAAAGAACAACAGGAGGCCCGGGCCCAGGGUAACCAUGGUGACCAGGAGGAGGAAGAGGAUGAGCCCGCACUGUAUCAAAAAGAAGAGAUUGAGGAAGAGGAAAUGGAAACAGAGAAAACUGAGGAAGAAACCCAGCAUUUUAUUGCUCACGUUCCUGUACCAUCACAAAAAGAGAUUGAAGAAGCCCUUGUCCAAAGGAAAAAAAUGGAACUUUUACAAAGAUAUGCCAGCGAAUCACUCCAAACAGAAGAAGGCCAGUCUAAGGAGAUGAUGGGCUUAUAACAGUGAAGGUUACAGAUUGUGUGUGUGUUGGUGAGCUGGUAGUGAGCCUGUAUUACAAGAGCACUAUCAUAGUGUUUGUAUGUUAGUGAGCUGGUACAUAUAGGAACAAUAUCAUAGUGAGUUUGUAUAUUAGUGAGCUGGUAUGUCUUAAGAGUGUUUAUAUCUUAGUGAGCUGGUAUGUCUUAGAGUGUUUGUAUGUUGGGGAGCUGGUACAUACAGAAGCAAUACCAAAAAGUGUGUUUGCUUAUUUGUGAGUUGGUUUAUACAGAAACAACAUUGUUGGGUUUGGUUUGUAUGUUAGUGAGCUGAUAUGUACAGGAACAAAUCGAGUUUGUAUCGAAGUAGGUUUGUACAUAUAGAUACCACUCUGUUUGUAUACUAGUAAACUGGUAGUCUGUAUGUUCAGAGACAAUAUCAUGGUGUGUUUGCAUGUAAGUGAGCUGAUAUGUAUAGAAUCAUUAUCAUAGUGUGUAUGUUAGUGAAAUUGUUUGUCCAGAAUGUUGUUUGUAAACAAGAUUAAAUAUGCAAAACCAAUAUUACAGUGUAUAAAUAUGUUAAUGAGGUGGUAUGUAUGAAAAAAAAUGUAGUGCAUUUAUUUGAGUGUGAACCUGACAUGGUGUAGUGAGCACACAUUUAUAUCAUGUACGGUGGAAUUUCUCCAAAUGGACCAUGCAUGAGUGAUUGAUAUUGGGAAGGUUAUUUUUUACCCUCUGUAAUAAUGAGGACAUCAUUCCAUACAUCACCAUUGCCUUCAGAUUUAAGGGGAGAUAAGUUUUGAGAAGGAUCUGUUAAAGGUAGUAUAUACUGUAUUAUUCAUAACUUGUGUGUACACUUGAGUUUGUACAAUAUAGUUAAAUGACUCAGUCAUGUAAAAUUCAUGAAUCUUACAACAGAAUUAAUAAGAUCAGAAAAAUCAAAUGAAUAUACUCAGUCCACUGAUUAUAUCAAAUAUUCAUCAAUAUAUUAGGUUUUAAUGAUCAUCCUUUGUUCAUCCUUAUACAAUUCUAGUUAUCUUUGUUUAGAAGUGAGAAAAAUUAAUAUGAAACAUCAGAAAGUAUGCCAUUGUAUAAGGUAAAACCAUUUAAUAUGUGUGAGUGCAGUAGUAUGAUUUGUAUAUUUCAGGACAUCCUCAAAUAAAUGUUGGACAGGUUAGGUGUGUAUGUGUUAUUUGAUGUGCAGAAGUAGGAGAUGAGACACUUGAUAAAUGUCUAUUUACAAAUGUUUAUGAAAGAAGUAUAAUUUGUAAAUAA